Molecule: messenger RNA, 3319 nt
Organism: Hypoxylon fragiforme
Lineage: Eukaryota; Fungi; Ascomycota; Sordariomycetes; Xylariales; Hypoxylaceae
Product: MIF4G-domain-containing protein
Exons: 1
Coding region: 213-2855 (880 amino acids)
Biological process (GO): mRNA splicing, via spliceosome
Cellular component (GO): catalytic step 2 spliceosome
Molecular function (GO): protein binding; RNA binding
Source: RefSeq, a predicted model, not a curated record
CCUUCCUUUGCCUUGCUAGAUUCGACUUUUUUGCUUUGUCCACCUAACUAACCUAAUACUUUGUUGUACUUUACAUCCUUACAAAACAACCAAGAAAUUUAAACCUACAUCUGCGAUAAACAUAACUUUGUAAUCUUUAAUAGGUUGAUUGAUGCACUACAUCAUCUAAACUUCUAUCGGUCCAUAGGUCAAACGGCAGCGAGUGCUAGACCAUGGCGGAAGUCGAGACGCGCCACAUCGGCGAGCGUUCGCCAAAUGAAGCUCCAGCAGCUCCCAUCCCUCGCUCGCCGCGCCGUGACCACGAUCGAGCCCGACCUCGCGAUGGCGGCGAUAGCUAUAGACCUUCGCGCGGCCGCGACCGUCGCUCAUCACCUCCCCACCAACGCUCGCCACCACCCCGUCAGCGCACGCCCCCGAAAAUGCCCACCGAGGAAGAGAAGCAGGCCGCCGCGAAGGCCGAGUACCAGAAACUCCUCAGCAUGCGGUCCGGAGGUACCUACAUCCCUCCCGCCCGCCUCCGCGCUCUACAGGCCCAGAUCACGGACAAGACCAGCAAGGAGUACCAGCGUAUGGCCUGGGAGGCGCUGAAGAAGAGCAUCAACGGUCUCAUCAACAAGGUCAACGUUUCCAACAUCAAGCACAUUGUCCCGGAACUGUUCCAGGAGAAUCUGGUCAGAGGGCGUGGUCUAUUCUGCAGGAGCAUCAUGAAGGCUCAGGCUGCUAGUUUGCCCUUCACCCCCGUGCUGGCCGCCAUGGCCGCGAUUGUCAACACGAAGCUCCCCCAGGUUGGCGAACUGCUGAUCAAGAGAUUGGUCAUGCAGUUCAGGAAGGCUUUCAAGCGAAACGACAAGUCCGUCUGCCUGUCUUCGACCAUGUUCAUUGCACACCUGGUCAAUCAGCAGGUGGUUCACGAAAUGCUGGCUGCCCAGAUAUUAUUACUUUUGCUACAAAAGCCAACGGAUGACAGCGUGGAAAUCGCGGUGGGGUUGACGAAGGAGGUGGGUCAGCAUCUAGAGGAGAUGAACCCGGCUAUCGGCAACGCCGUCUUUGACCAGUUCAGAAAUAUCUUGCACGAGGCGGAUAUAGACAAGCGAGUGCAGUACAUGAUCGAGGUACUAUUCCAGGUGCGCAAGGACAAAUUCAAGGACAACCCUGCAAUCAAGGAGGAGCUGGACUUGAUCGAGGAGGAAGAUCAGAUCACACAUCGAAUCGAACUCGACGGUGCCAUCGACGUGCAAGAUGGGCUUAAUAUUUUUAAAUUCGACCCGGAAUGGGAGGAGACGGAAGAAGCUUACAAGAGAUUGAGAGCCGAGAUUUUAGGAGAAGGAAGUGAUGACGAAGAUGAUGACGAUGACGACGAGAGCUCUGAGGAAGAAAAUGAAGAGGAGAAGGCGAUAGAGAUCAAGGAUCAGUCCAAUACCGACCUGGUGAAUCUACGCAAGACCAUCUACCUCACUAUAAUGAGCAGCAUGGACCCCGAAGAGUGCGUCCACAAGCUGAUGAAGGUCAACCUACCCACCGGUCAAGAGCCAGAGCUACCCUCCAUGGUUGUGGAGUGCUGUAGUCAGGAGAAGACAUAUUCCAAGUUCUUUGGCCUGAUUGGGGAACGGUUCGCGAAGAUCAAUCGCCUAUGGUGCGAUCUUUUCACCCAGAGCUUUGAGAAGUACUACGAGACUAUUCACCGAUAUGAGACGAAUCGACUACGGAAUAUCGCCAGAUUCUUUGGUCACAUGUUUGGUUCUGAGGCCAUCGGCUGGCACGCCAUGUCAGUUAUACACUUGAACGAAGAGGAGACGACCUCUGCGAGCAGAAUCUUCAUCAAGAUUCUGUUUCAAGAGAUUUCCGAGGAGCUCGGCAUGCAGAAGCUGCAGGCACGAGUACGGGAUGAAAGUCUUCAGGACAGCUUCACAGGUCUCUUUCCCCGCGACAAUCCGCGCAAUGUUCGAUUCUCGAUCAACUACUUUACCAGCAUUGGCAUGGGUGCUCUGACGGAGGAGAUGAGAGAAUGGUUGGCGAAUAUACCGAAACCGACCCUUCCUGCGCCCCCGGCAGCUGAGGACUCUGAUUCGGACUCGGUGUCAAGUUACUCGUCGUACACUGGUUCCUCUUAUUCGUCUCGGUCUCGGUCUCGGUCUCGAUCACGCACGCCGGCACGAAGAGCCCUGGAUAGAGGCCGCUCGUUAUCGCGAACACCUCCGAGACGAGCAAGGUCACCAUCCUAUAGUAGGAGCAGGAGCAGGAGCAGGAGCCCAUCUCGGUCUCGGUCUCGCUCUUAUAGUUCAUCUCGUAGUCGCUCCCCAAGACGGGCUGGCAAGAGAUAUUCUAAAUCCCCGAGUCCACCAACUCGUCGUCGUCGGGACUCUAGCCCCGCAAGGUACAGAUCGGUCACACCGCCACCCGCCCGUGCAGCGGUUCGGGUCCGCUCCCGCGGCCGUAGUCGAAGUUCGACCCGGUCUCGCUCCUAUUCAUCCUCACGAAGCCGCAGCCCCCCUUCUCGCAGAGCAGCCGCAAAAGCUUCAGUAAGCCGAAGUCCACCACCGCGCAGGGCACCAGCAAGGCGAGAUUCAUACUCAGCUAGCCCCCCUCGUCGAGCACGACGUGACGCAAGUUCGUCCCGUUCUAAAUCCCCACCCACGCAACGAGGACGCCCUGCCAGAAAGUCACCAUCCCCACCAGCGAGGCGACGUAGGAACACGAGCUCUGUGAGCAGCGGCCCGCGAAAGAGACCCAGAUACGACAGUCGAUCGCCGAGCCCCGUCAAUGCGAAGAAAAGGCGGUACAGCUCCGGCUCUAGCAGAACGAGAUCACGAUCGCCGCCGCCCCGGAAGACUCGGGAUGUCAAGCCGAGAGGCUAGAAGCCUUAUUCUCGGACAAAAUAGAUGUAUCGUGGGAGUUGUGGAAUGAAGUCAUACCCGGUCAAAAAACGAUAUCCUAUACCUCGACGGACGAGAAAAUACUAGGUCGUUUGAGCCUCGAGCCGGUUGGUGCGGAGGUUCUUUGUGGAAGGCUAGGGGAGUGGAGAGUGGAUUUAUAUUUAAUGGUGCGGAGUCUACUAUUACUACUCGUGCCUAUCUUUGGUAAUGGAUUAGUUACUACUCCCUCUACCCCUUUUUUACUCAAACAAAGAAAAAGAAGAAGAAAGUAUCUGCCUUCCGCCGACGUCGCAUUAUCUGCAUGCUUUGCAUUUGUAUUUUGUUGGAGAAUGGGUUGGUUGGUCGCAUUGUACUGUAGAUAAUACCACAAGACUGAAUUUGGCGAGGCGGCGCAUUAACUUGAGGUAGAUGAUAAAUUUAUACUACCUAUGUCUUACCGUUUCGAG